GUACUCUAACUGAUAUAUUCGCUUAUCCAAAACUAACAAAUUGAAACCAAUGAAAAGUAGUCUGGCGAUGAUGCACACACACAUAUGCUAACACAUUACACAUAGUGAAGGUGAAGAAGAAUGACAAGACUGUGUAUGUGUUCAUCAUCAGAGUACAUGUUAUCAUCAUCAUCAUCCAUGAUCAGGAAUUACAACAAGAUUCCUUCAUUUUCUGCCAAACCAUUUUUUCAAGAUCCUUGUAAUCUUUCCUUUCUUCACACUUGCCUUUCCUCGAGGCAACAUUGCAUCAAAGUACAUGAUAGACGGUUCAGACAAUUUCAGCAUUCCAGAUCCCAUUUGAAUGUACUUCGUUAUGAUCAUGACAAUGUAACAAAACUCACCCGCAAUGUGGAGGAUAUGGAAUGCAGUACUUCGAACAAACCACAUUCAACAGAUAAUCUGGCACCGCUGACUUUUAAUAAUUUAUCUCUUGAUACGUCAUGGAACAACUACCUAAAAUUUAUCUUCUCGUUUGGGAUCUUAACGCUUCAAGAUGUUCCAAACGCCUUUGCUGGUUCAGAUGUUUCCAGUCUCAUGCAGUCUAGCUCAUUUUUUGGGGAUCUCAAUGAUUUAAGCACAGGUUUUGCUUCAGCAUUCUUGUUGAUAUUUUUCUCUGAACUUGGGGACAAAACCUUCUUCAUUGCGGCACUUCUGGCAGCCCGAAACUCUGCUGCAGUUGUCUUCCUGGGAACUUUUGGUGCACUUGGGGUAAUGACUUUCAUAUCUGUUGUUCUUGGACGAACUUUUCACUAUGUAGAUGAAGUCCUACCCUUCAGAUUUGGUGAUAUGGACCUGCCAAUUGAUGAUAUUGCUGCAGCAUUGCUUCUGGUCUAUUUUGGUGUUUCGACUUUGCUUGAUGCCUCUUCUGGUGAUGGUCUUAAAGCAGAAGAAGAACAAAAGGAGGCUGAGAUCGCUGUGUCUGAAGUUUUGGGCAACGGAGCUGGGAUUUUGGCUGCAGCUGGCACAAUUGUUAGCACUUUCCUUUUAGUCUUUGUAGCUGAAUGGGGUGAUAAAUCAUUUUUCUCCACAAUUGCUCUUGCUGCAGCCUCUUCACCUCUUGGAGUCAUUGGAGGGGCGCUAGCUGGUCAUGGACUUGCAACUCUGCUGGCUGUGCUUGGAGGCUCAUUACUCGGAACUUUCUUGUCUGAAAAGGUUAUUGCAUACGUUGGAGGUGUUCUUUUCCUAGUGUUUGCCGCGGUUACUGUCGUUGAGAUUGUGAGUUAGACCAGUUCCUUUUUCCUUCUGAUAAACAUUUCAUUUUUUUGUAACUCGGUUGCUUCAUUAUGAGACUGUUACACGGUUAGGGGCUUUAGAGAUUACGUUCUGAAUGGCUCCUCCAUAUUUGUAUUUUUUGGGGGGGAAUUAACACAAGUGUUCAGAUGUCUAAUUAUGUAAAAUCCUAAGGAGUGACUUAUAUAUAUGGCAGCCCUUCAAGGUUUUAGGCUCA
Molecule: messenger RNA, 1486 nt
Organism: Erigeron canadensis
Lineage: Eukaryota; Viridiplantae; Streptophyta; Magnoliopsida; Asterales; Asteraceae
Product: GDT1-like protein 1, chloroplastic
Exons: 12
Coding region: 121-1263 (380 amino acids)
Biological process (GO): Golgi calcium ion homeostasis; calcium ion transmembrane transport; Golgi calcium ion transport
Cellular component (GO): Golgi apparatus; chloroplast thylakoid membrane
Molecular function (GO): manganese ion transmembrane transporter activity; calcium ion transmembrane transporter activity
Source: RefSeq, a predicted model, not a curated record